GUUUUGAUUUUAUCUUCCGCUGCCUCUUUAAUUUUCAAAAUUCAUAUAUCAUUAUUGUGAAAUGAUUCUGCCAGAACUGUGUCUUCUGUAUUAAUUCUUUCAUCUGGUGAUGGUGGUACUGUCAUUGGUAGUUUUCACUCUGGAUCACGACAGUAAGCCACUUGAAUUUAUCAGAGCACAGGUCAGCCACCGUAUCUGGUGAAUAACAGUCCAUUCAAUGUGUGUAUCAACAAUAGCAAAAUACUUCAAAAAAAAAUGCCUAGAAAUUUAUCCACGAUCUCAUUAAGGCACAAAUUAUUUUCACACUCUGUUGAUAUAAAAUUAUAACUUGUAUGAAGUUUCUAGUCAUAAUUGACACAGUGUCAAAAUAAUGAUUACAUCAAUUAUUUUUGUAUGGAAGACAGAUGUCGCCAUUAUUACUGUUCAACAAGCAUACGAUCUCUGAAGUUGUGCAGCAAACAGUGCAUGUGCCAAAAACAUAUCUAAUAAAUAUACAUGUAUAUGUAUCAUAUAUGUAGCUGGCUUAGUAGAUCUAGAUCUAUGGCAUAUUAUCUUUAAGAGUUUAUAGGUAAGAUUAAAAGAAAAUAUAAGCCUUUAUUGGGUUUGCUUCUUUUGAAAAUUUUGAAAAGUUCAUAGUAUUGAAAUCAAGCAUGGAAUCAAGAACGGAACAUAGGAUAUACUAUUUAACAUGUCAUAAGUAUAAUAAUUAUCUAACAUUUGUCCGCAAAAAUUCCGUCAUGUGGUCGUGCACCAUACAGUGAUGACACUGCGUUUUUGAAGUUAUAAACAUGUAUAGCCGCUAUCUUGGCAAUAUGUCCGCAAUAUUAGAUUUUCAAGGCUCAAUUUCCAUAUUAAACCAAAAAUUUGGUUUUGGCUUGUUAUAUGGUUUUCCUUUUUUUUCAAAUUGACUGGACUAUAAAAAUAUUUCAAGAUUAUGUAAACGAACUUAACUUUUGAUCGUACUUAAUUAAACAUUUUACAUAUAACUGGUUUUCUAAUUCAAUGAUGCUGCCGCUAUGAUAUUUUUUACUCUUAUUUUGCAGAACUGAAGAGGAAACAAUGAGCAAGACAAAUAUCCGCCAUGAUUCUGAUUCUAUGCUCUAUCAAAACGAUAAAUCUUGGGAUACAUGCAUUGAAAGAAGAAGUGAGUCUGAUGCAAAGAUAUUACUAGAAAAGAAGAUUCUACCGUCCAAAAGUGAACUGAAUAAGGCGUCCCGUGUAUUUGGAAGAACUUCAGCAAUAUUUUCAAAUAUUUGCUCUAAGAUAAGCCAACAUAUAAAGGAGAAUUCAGAAGAUGUCAUCGACGUUUUGCCGUCGUACAAAUCUGACUCUACGUCUAUUGUUUUUAUAGUUUUCUUAAAGAGGGCGUCUCAAUUUUUCAUAUUUAAAGAUAAUGAAUGUUAUAAAAUAUCUGAAAACGAACCGAGUGCUGACGGAGAAUAUGCUGCUGUCUAUGAAAGGAAAGUUGAAACAAAGAAUCAAUCUGAUGGCAAGGUUUUCGAACAGCUAAGAAAAUGCAUCAACAAAAACGCUGACGAUCUUUUUAAAAGGCAUAGUAAUCUUAAUGUGAUAUUACCUAGCUUGAAAAAGUCCUUUGGAUACAAAUCAGGCCAACAUAAAAUUAUAGAAGAACCAUGUAUAGCGCUGUUUGUGACAGCUAAAGGAUUGAUUCCAUUGGCAGAGGAACGUUUUAAGAAAGAUAUAGAUGGGUUUCGAACGGAUGUUUUUGGGGGAGAAUUCGAACCAUAUUUCGGAGGACCAAACGAGUUCCAUGAACAUCUGAAGAUUGGUCUAGCAAUUCAGGCAAACAUCGAAAACGGAAGCAUAGGAACCCUUGGAGGAUUCAUUGAACAUCCACAACAUGGACUUUGUGGAAUAACGUGUGCCCAUGUUAUCUACACUCUCGAUGAGCUUAAAAUGAUCAAAGAAAAUACACCGUUUAAAAUGGACAAAUUGGUUCAUCAGCCCACGGUCUGCCAUUCUCCAGCAUUUGGUAGAGUAGUUCUUGUUGUUUACAAUGAAGGAGAUGAUAUCAUGUCGGGUAUGGAAGUUGCUAUUUUCAGUAUACGGGACAGAAAACCAAAGGAUGGCAGCUUUCCCAAAGUUUUAAAUGACAUCCAAGCAGGAUUUGAUGAUGAUCAUCCACUUUGUUUCAAUUCCGGCGAUAUUUGUGAGAUGGCCAACAUAAAACCUAGGACUGAAGUUUACAAGCUUGGCAUGAGUUCUGGAAUAACGAGAGGUAGCUUUGAAUUGCAAGGAGCUGCAGUGCGAAGAUGACAAAUGACAUUGUCAGAGCUUUGGAUUUCAUUUAAAAGAUCAAAUUGUUAUUCUUCCAAUUGGACACGAUCCUUUUGCAGAGCCUGGUGAUUCUGGAGCGUUAGUUUUGAUGGAAGGUGAACAAGAUUCAGUCGCUAUCGGUAUUGUUGAAGGGGGUAUGCAUGGUCUCGUGUUUGUCACACCAAUUUGUGAUAUUUUAAGAGCUGCUGGUUGUACGGAAUUAAAAAUGUGCCAGUUCAAAACAGAA
Molecule: messenger RNA, 2524 nt
Organism: Ruditapes philippinarum (Manila clam)
Lineage: Eukaryota; Metazoa; Mollusca; Bivalvia; Venerida; Veneridae
Exons: 3
Coding region: 1060-2277 (405 amino acids)
Source: RefSeq, a predicted model, not a curated record